AUGAAUAUUUUAAAUGGUAUGAAUGAUGAAUAUAUGAAAUUACUUUAUGAUUUGAUUACUAAAGCAGGAAAACAUUUAAAAAAAAAUUUACAUAUACAUAUUGAUGAGAAUAUUAAUGAGAACAUUUUUGAAAAUGAAUUUAAAAAAUAUGUUAUUGAUUUUAUUAUAUAUAAAAUGGUCUCUUUUAUAAUGUUACACAAUUAG
This is a messenger RNA of Strongyloides ratti, 204 nucleotides long. RefSeq lists its product as hypothetical. The record is from RefSeq and is a predicted model, not a curated record. Lineage: Eukaryota; Metazoa; Nematoda; Chromadorea; Rhabditida; Strongyloididae. The transcript has a single exon. The coding region runs from base 1 to 204 and encodes 67 amino acids.